Molecule: messenger RNA, 2631 nt
Organism: Hippocampus zosterae (dwarf seahorse)
Lineage: Eukaryota; Metazoa; Chordata; Actinopteri; Syngnathiformes; Syngnathidae
Product: mannose-P-dolichol utilization defect 1 protein-like
Exons: 7
Coding region: 243-1022 (259 amino acids)
Biological process (GO): oligosaccharide biosynthetic process
Source: RefSeq, a predicted model, not a curated record
UUAAAACAAUUUUAAAAUAGGCCAUUCUUUCAAUGUGUGCCUUAUUGCGUGUAAAAUACGGUAAAUUGUUGUAUUAAAAUUGGAAGUGGUUGAAUUGUCAAAGCAAUGGAAAUUUCCAUACAAAUACAGAAGAGGUAGCAAUUGCGUGUUGACUGUGUACAAUGUAACUUAAGCUCCAAUGAGCAUGUGAGUGAUAAAGUUGCCUGGACUUUGAUAUGUUCGAUCCUUGAAACCGAAGAGAAAUGGCGGAGGUCACCCUUUUGCAUAGAGGGACUUCUUGGCUGGAUCCUUUUGAGGGGCUUUUGUUGGAGUAUUCGCUGCCGCAGUUAUGCUCCGAUGCUUUUUUCCUGCGUUUCGACUUUACGGACGCGCCAUGUCUGAGGAUUCUGCUCAGCAAAUGCCUGGGUACCGUCAUCAUCCUGGGAUCAAUGUUUGUGAAGCUGCCUCAGAUCGUGAAGCUGAUGGGCGCCAAAAGCGCCGCGGGCGUGAGCUUCCUCUCGCUGCUUGGUGAGCUCGUCGCCAUCACGGGUUCGCUGGCUUACAGCGUGGCCCACAGCUUCCCGUUCAGCGCUUGGGGCGAGGCGCUCUUCGUCAUGCUGCAGACGAUCACCAUCGGCUUCCUCAUUCAACAUUACGGAGGGAGAACCUGUCGAGGCGUACAGGUUGUGCUGCUCUACUUCGGUGUGCUGGGGUUCCUGCUGUCUCCACUGGCCCCCGCGUCCCUGCUCACCGCCAUGCAGGCCUCCAACAUGCCCGCCAUUAUCGUUAGCAGGGUGAUUCAGGCGGCCACCAACUUUUGCAACGGACACACGGGCCAGUUGUCGGCUCUUACUUUCAUCAUUUUGUUUGCUGGCUCACUUGCACGCAUCUUCACCUCAGUGCAGGAAACGGGCGACACCCUGCUGGUGGUCACCUACGUGGUGUCGGUGGCCUGCAACGGCCUGGUCGUCGUGCAGGUGCUCUACUACUGGAAGGCCACCAAAAAGUUCCUACAAGACCAACGGGAGCUCACACAGCCGUAGAUGCUGCCCUGCUCCCGAAUGACCAACAUGUGCCCUGAAGAAAUUUGAUAUCCGUACAAAGGUCUGUGGACGCUUUUUAUUCGGAUGAUCAGCUUGGUGGACUCGCCGCGGAGGUGACGGAUGCCAUCUUGCAGCUGACCUAAGGAUUUAACGACAGCACGGACGAGUACUUGAAGGACUCCCGGAACGCCAAGAGAGCUUUCAAGAAGAAAGUGAUGGCUCGUAUUAAAAGAGGCGGCCAGUGCGCUCAUUGACAAAGUGGUGGAGUUUCACGGGAACAGGCAAGAGCUCCCGAAGGCCAUUCAGACGGUACAUCCAGCAAAGGACUGCACGAGCACGACAACAAAACAUUUCUCCCCCGCCCGCCCCCCCCAAAAAAAAUCACGCAUGACGAGUUAGUCAGUUGGCAGUUGUCUUUUAAACAUGUAACACCAGAAAUAAGGUCAUACAAUGGGCAGACAAAGAAUGGUAAGGUGUUUAAAUUUUUUUUUAAAAAACAAGCACGUUCAGAACAAAAGCUGAAAGAAUGACGAUGGAUAGUAAAACAUUUUUCAAAAAAAAGGAUUGACGAGUAAUAAGGCUAUUAAAAUAAAUAAAAAUACAUUCGAGAAGAACCUCAAAGGCAUCUUUUGUAUUUAUGUAAAGAGAGAGGGGCGUGCAGAGGGUGGGGCCAUUGGGGCGGGGCCCCGGGCAUCCACACCACCCUGAAUGUGUAUUUACGGGCAUGUGGAUGGGAUUGAGGGGCAUCCAUUGGGGAAAACUUAUCUGCCGCACCCCCACAGGGUUUCAAAUUGGGGUUUUGAACUGAGAUUAGGGUCUCAAAGUCGGAUUUUAAUCUGGGCUUAGGGGUUCAAAUUGGGGUUUGAAAUAAGGGUUAGGGUAUCAAGCUGUGGGUUGGGGUUUGAAAUUAGGGUUUUAACUAGGGGUGGGGUUUGAAUUUGGAUUUCAAUGUCCAGUUAGGGUUUUAAAUAAGGGUUUACAUCUAGGGUUCAAAUUUGGGUUUUAAGAUGCGUUCGGGUUACAAACUAGGGCGAGGAUUUCAAAUUUGUUUUUUUAAACAAGGGUUAGGGUUUCAAAGAGUGGGUUUUAGAUUAGGAUUGGGGGAUUGAAAUUAGGGUUUCAAAUAGGGUUAGGUUUAAAAUCAGGGUCAGGGUUUAAACAUAAGAUUUUAAAUUAGGCAUUGGGUUUCACAUGACAUUUUACAAUUCGGGUGAUGAUUUUCAAUUAGGUUUUAACACAAAAUUGGAUUAUGAUUUCAAAUUAGGGUUUAAAACGAUGGUCCGGGUUUCAUGCCAGGUUUAGCGUUUCAAAUUUGGCUUUCCAACUAGGAUUUAAAACUCGGGUUUUGGAUUACGAGUCGGGUUUUAUUACAUUCGUUUUACUAUAAUAAAAAAAAACUAAGAAUAGAGAGGUCAAAAGUUAUUUAUGACAUAUUUGUUGAGUGCAAGAAAAAAAAAGGUCUUUCAGUCUUGUGUAAUAAAGUACAAGUUCCAAACAACCGUUCCACCUUCCUUAAGCCGAACAACCACACAGCUAAAUAAUCAAACAAAACACUGAAUGCUCACGUCUGAGAUGAACUGACAAAUAAAAAGUACACAUUCCCACAAUA